Messenger RNA from Coregonus sp. 'balchen', 1117 nucleotides. The record is from the annotation of a GenBank genome assembly. Lineage: Eukaryota; Metazoa; Chordata; Actinopteri; Salmoniformes; Salmonidae.
AUGCUGAGGCAGAACCAAGAAACGGUGGCCGAGCUGGUCGUCACCAUGUUUGAGAACCAGACUCUGAUGAGAGAUCUGAAGGAGGCUGAGUAUGACCUGGUCCUGACUGACCCAGUGUUCCCUCCCGGGGUCCUGGUGGCCCACUACCUCUAGCUCCCCCUGGUCCUAAACGUGCGCUGGCUCCUCAGCGGGGAGGGACACUUUGCCAUCGCUCCCUCGCCAUUAUCCUAUAUCCCUCAACUGUUCUCCCGCAACUCUGACCAGAUUAACUUUGCACAGAGGCUGAAUAACAUGUUCUACCACGGUCUCAACUACUACAUGUAUCGUUACGUCUCCAACCCGCCUUACCAGGCCGUGUGUUACCGCUUCUUCGGCCCUGAUGAGGUGGACGUCAUAUCCCUUAUCCAGGGAGCUGAUCUGUAGCUGAUGAGGGUGGACGUCAUAUCCCUUAUCCAGGGAGCUGAUCUGUAGCUGAUGAGGGUGGACUUCAUCUUUGAGUUCCCUAGACCCACCAUGCCGAACGUAGUCUAAGUGGGCGGGUUCCAGUGCAAACCCUCCAAGCCUUUGCCUGCAGCUUUAGAGGAGUUUGUCACUGGGAACUCUGUUGGGAGGACUGGGUCCAGAGAUAACAGAGGUCAUAGCCUCAGCCUUCGCCCGGCUGCCCCAGAAGGAGGUGUGGAGACACCUGGGAGAGAGGCAUUCGUCUCUAGGCAACAACACCCUGCUGGUGAAAUGGCUGCCUCAGAACGACCUCCUAGGUCACCCCAAAACCAAAGUGUUCGUCACACACAGGGGCACCAACGGGAUCUACGAGGCCAUCUAUCACGGAGUCUGAGUGUUGGGUAUCCCUCUCAUCUUUGACCAGUUUGACAACAUGGUGCAUAUGAAGGCCAGAGGAGUGGCUGAGGUUAUGGGGGUUACAACGUUAGAGGUGGAAUCCCUAACACAGACUCUGAGGGACAUUCUGGAUGAAGAGAAGCCCUACAGAGAGAAUAUGAGAAGACUAUCAUGGUUGCACCACGACCGGCCUAUAGAACCUUUGGACAGCGCCAUCUUCUGGCUGGAGUUUGUUAAUGCGACACAAGGGGGCAGCUCACCUAUGUACAGAGUCUUAUAA